This is a messenger RNA of Cornus florida, 1985 nucleotides long. Its product is annotated as geraniol 8-hydroxylase-like. Gene Ontology annotation, molecular function: oxidoreductase activity, acting on paired donors, with incorporation or reduction of molecular oxygen; monooxygenase activity; iron ion binding. Lineage: Eukaryota; Viridiplantae; Streptophyta; Magnoliopsida; Cornales; Cornaceae. The record is from RefSeq and is a predicted model, not a curated record. Bases 213 to 1700 code for a protein of 495 amino acids. The transcript is spliced from 2 exons.
CACACUUCAAUAAGUUAUAAAUAGACAUGUUGCACAUGCAGCUAUCAGUAACAAUCAUUAGCACUGUUCAAUUUCAACGAGGAACAGUCAUUAAGAUUGAUGCUCACAAAUAUCCUUAAUCUCUCUCUUUCUCCAUCCCUCUCUCUCUCAGACACACGGAGGUUCCCAAAUUUGUAUCCUUAACUCUCACGCAGAAACACACAAAGAAAGAUAUGGAUUUGCUGAGUUUCCUACUAUGUGUUCUGUUUAUCUGCACUUUGGUUCAAGGCCUACUCUCAAUUGCAAAUGCAACCAAAACUAGUCAGGGCAAGCUUCCACCGGGACCGGCACCACUGCCUGUCAUCGGAAACAUUCUUAAAUUAACCAACCAACCCCACAAAUCUCUCUUCCAGCUAGCCAAAACAUAUGGUCCUAUCAUGACCUUAAAACUAGGCCAAAUAACCACAGUGGUCAUUUCUUCAUCAACUAUUGCCAGAGAAAUCCUCCAAAGGCAAGACGUCUCCUUCUCCAACCGAUUCCCCCCAGACGCAAUACGAGCCCGCAACAACCACUUAUACACACUGGCUUGGAUACCUGUUUCAACCCAGUGGAGAUACUUCCGGAAAAUCUUGACCUCUCAUGUAUUUUCAACUCAAAAAUUGGAUGCUCAGCAACAGCUCAGGUGCCAAAAUGUUCAGGAGCUCAUUGACUUUGUCCACAGUUGUUCCAAAGCAGGUGUUGCAGUGGAUAUAGGACAAGCUGCAUUUAGAACUAGCCUUAAACUGUUGUCAACCACCGUAUUUUCUGUGAAUUUGAUUGACCCAAGUUCUGAUAUGACACAAGUUAUCAAAGAAUCAGUUCGGGGCAUAAUGGCAGAGUCUGGAAACCCCAAUUUGUCUGAUUACUUCCCUGUCCUUAGAAAGUUUGAUCUACAAGGUGUUAGACGUAGAACGGGGUAUCAUCUUGGGAAGAUGUUUGAGUUCUUGGAUAGGAUGAUCAAUAAACGAUUGGAGAUGAGGAAAUUUCAUGGUUAUAUAGGGAGCAACGAUGUGCUGGAUAACCUUCUCAGUAACAAGGAUGAGAUUGAUCAAAUUCACCUCCAAAGUUUGUUAUCGGAUAUAUUUACCGCGGGGAUAGAUACAACUUCAAGCACAUUGGAAUGGGCAAUGGCAGAGAUUUUACACAAGCCACAAACUCUUUCGAAAGCCAAAGCUGAGAUGGAACAAGUUGUGGGCAAAGGCAAGCCGGUGGAAGAAUCAGACAUCCCACACCUACCAUACUUGCAAGCAAUCAUAAAAGAGACCUUCAGGCUACACCCAGCACUGCCAUUCUUGAUACCGCGCACAGUUGAUGCAAAUGUUGAAGUUAAUGGCUUCACAGUCCCAAAGGGUGCACAAGUGCUAGUAAAUGCGUGGGCUAUUGGCCGCGAUCCAAAUGUAUGGGCAAAUCCUGAAUUGUUUAUGCCAGAGAGGUUCUUGGGGUCAGAAAUUGAUGUCAAAGGCCACAAUUUUGAGCUAAUUCCAUUUGGGAGUGGACGGAGAAUAUGCCCUGGAAUGCCGCUGGCUAUUAGGAUGGUUCACUUGAUGUUGGGUUCACUCAUAAACUCAUUUGAUUGGAAGCUUGAAGAUGGCAUUGCACCACAGGACUUGAACAUGGACGAUAAGUUCGGCUUCACCUUACAGAAGGCUCAGCCUCUGCUAGCUAUCCCUAUCCAUACCUAAAAUCCACUGUCCUCCCUAGGCAGUAAUAUAUUAACUACUUGAGAUUACUAUAGAAUAAAUGUUUUGUGCAAAUAACUCCCUAAUAGUUUUGGGGAGACUUGAACCCUCGGCAUCUCACUUUGCAAGGAGAGGGAUCCGAGGGGAUACAAGUAGGCCAUGGGCGUUGGUGAAUGAAUGUUUGUGUUUUCAAAAUCUAUUACUGCAUGUAUCAUAAAAAUAACAGUAAAAACUGUGUUAUUUUGGGUAUUACAGUAGUAUCUAUAACUAUAUUGUGUUUAUGUAUAA